Molecule: messenger RNA, 2708 nt
Organism: Fukomys damarensis (Damara mole-rat)
Lineage: Eukaryota; Metazoa; Chordata; Mammalia; Rodentia; Bathyergidae
Gene: Nhlrc4
Product: NHL repeat containing 4
Exons: 2
Coding region: 1601-2383 (260 amino acids)
Molecular function (GO): protein binding
Source: RefSeq, a predicted model, not a curated record
GGCCUCCCUGCUGGACUUCCACCUGGGACUGGGCCCUCCUCUGGGGUCGGGGCUGGUGUGGAUUGGGGGCCUCAGCAGUGGACAAAGCCAGGAGAGGCAAGUAUGUGCUCUGGGGCUCCUCAGAUAAUGUGGCCUGGUUUCCGGUGCAGUGCAGAUGGGCAGGAGUCUGAGCAUCUGCCAGCCCCCAGCCUACCCAGGCCAUCCUCGCCCCAGCUUCCCCCGUGGUUAUAUGUGCCUACUGCAUUCUGUGGCUCAGGGCUGCUCCCCCCUGCACGGCCCCCUCUAAGGUCCUGCCAGCCCCUGCAGCCACGAUAGGCAUCGGUGGCUUUCACAGCUCGCUGCCUCCUUCCUGGUGCGACCAGGCUUGGCCUUCCAUAGGCUGGGGUUGGGUUGGGUAGGGAGGGGAACCAAGGGUCCUGCAGCUACAACUAAUAACUUCCUGGGAAGGUGGGACACAUCUCCAUGCGCACCCAGGAACGGCCCCCACAGUUGGGUUGCCCUCAGAGGAGGCACUAUUCCUGCCUGCACCAGGAUGGCCAAGCUGGGGCUAGGCUGGCCAGGCUGGGGCCAGUCCAAGCAGGACCUUUGGCCGCUCCAUUAACUGCAUUAACCUGGUGAUAGCAUCAGCCAGUCACCCCACCAUGAGGUGGUGUCCAGAGCGAGGGUGCUGGCUCACCAGGCACAGGGUGCUAUGGGUUGUAGACCAGGGCUGACAGAUGCCAGCCACGCAGUCUUCACUGGAGGCUUCCAGAGACUGUAGGAGAGCCAGAAGGUGCUGGAGGAACCCCAGAUCCUAAAUCUGAGGCACACCCACCCCUGGGCACCCCAGGUGUCUGCUGCACCCUGAUUUCUUGUGCUGGGAGUAGCAUUGCUUCACAUGAGCAGAGACAGAACAAACCUGCCCGCCUGCUGGGGGUGGCAAGAGAGUGACCUAGCCAGCAGGUCACCUUCCCCAAGGCUCUGCCAAAAAAGUCCUGUCUGCAGGCUGUGUCCCGGGGCUGCUCCUGGUUGCGUGGGGCGGGUAUCUGGGAGGGGAGAGGUCUAGCCGAGAGGUAACUGGAAGAAUGUCCAGGGAGGGUGAGGCCCCCUGAAGCCUGAGGCGGGAAGAGAACGAGGUUUACAAUCCAGAGCUUUGCUUGCUCCCCCCCACCACCUCACUCCCUCCUGCUCACGACCACUAGCUUGUCCCUGCAGGGAACCUCUCCCCCCAGCCUCUGCAGGUCCUGGUCUCCAACAACAGAGGUUGCCUCCCCUGCCCAUGGACUUGUCGCUGCAGGGAACCUGCUCCUUGCCCCCACUUCCCCCUCAGGCCUCCGUCUCCAACAACAGAGGGUAAACAGGAACAACACUGUUCCCGAGCUGGAGCACAGCUGAGCAGAAGCAGAACCAUUGCAGAGCGGGAGCAGGGAGCCUGGCCUCAGCUGCAAAGAAGCUAAGGCCGUGACUUUGCCUACCUGCCUACUCUCUGGUCUCCUGUCACUGAUUCUCUGGCCUCCUGCUCCCCCCAGAACUGGCCAGCUGCUCUGAGGGCUUGCCCCUCAAACUGGACCUGGCUGGACCCCUUACUUGUUCCCAGCAGCCCAGGCUGCUUGGGCAAAUCAUGGUCCCUACAGGGGCUGCAGGCGGACCCCGAGGCCUGCACUGCUCCUCAGAUGGCCUGCUCUUCCUGACAGCUGGGGCAGCAACCUGUGUCCAUGUGCUGGACCUGGAGGGACGGUCCAUCUGUCAUCUGCCCUGCCACACACCGAGGGCUGGGCCUUUUGUUCCAGAGGAUGUGGCUGUGACCGCUUCAGGGCUUGUGGUGGUCAGCGACCUUGUACAUGGAGCUGUCCAUGCUCUCAAGCACACUGCCUGGGACCCACAGGGCCACUGGGUGAUAGCAGGCACUUUUCCAUCCCCCCGAGGGCUGGCUGUAGAUGCUCUUGGCCGCUUCCUGGUAACAGACUAUGUAGUUGGAGCUGUGCACAUCUUCAAGUUGGGCCCCACCUGGGAGCCCAGAGCCCUGCCCUCAGUGCUGGGUCUAGAGGGCCCUUGCUGGGUAGGCCCAGGGCCUGAAGGGGGCCUGGCUGUGAGCGAGGAGUUUGGGGAUGUUCAGCUAUUUGGCAGUGCCUGCCAGCCCCUGGGCUCUCUGGGGACUCUGACUGGACACAGCUUUGGCCACCCUGCAGGUGUGUGCUCUGACUCAGAGGGCAACAUCAUUGUGGCUGAUGAGCAGAGGCGCAAGGUGAUCCUGUUUCCUCGGGCUGGGCCCCCCAUCUGCUUGCUGUUGGAGGGGCUGAAGCGGCCUUUGGGUGUGGCCUGUGUACCCCAAGGCCGACUUGUGGUGGCAGAUUCUGGAGACAACUGCAUCAAGGUGUACCAGUACCUCGGGGAACUGGACUGACUGAUGGUGGACUCUGAUGAAAGUACCUUUCGCCAUCCUGACCAGCCUCCAGGCCAUUAAACCAUACCACAGGGGGUCAGUGGGGUCCUGUGGGGCUGCUGGCCAUACUUCUGACUCUGAGAUCCAAUGUACCUAGCCCUGGGCUGGUCUUGUGUCUUUCUCUCAGAGAACUAUGAAUCAGCUGACUCCUUCAAGGCUCCAAAGCUGGGCCUUUCCACAUCCCUGCUCAGUGUGCCCCUGGCCCUGUUCACUGUUCCCAUGUCCACUUAAGUCUUGGCUCUGCUGGCUCAGAUCCCAGAAGCCAGAGCUCUGGCAGCUGAGCCUU